AUGGUCCCCUCGUUCAACCUGUCAUAUGCACACAGACACAAAGCUGCUGGGUUGUUAGAGAAGCUGGCUUGGCAGGCUAGAGAGUUACAGUCAACUCCAGGAAACAGUCAAACAAAUGUGGAACAUCCACCAAUAGUCAACUCCAGGAAACAGUCAAACAAAUGUGGAACAUCCACCAAUAGUCAACUCCAGGAAAACAGUCAAACAAAUGUGGAACAUCCACCAAUAGUCAACUCCAGGAAACAGUCAAACAAAUGUGGAACAUCCACCAAUAGUCAACUCCAGGAAACAGUCAAACAAAUGUGGAACAUCCACCAACAGUCAACUCCAGGAAACAGUCAAACAAAUGUGGAACAUCCACCAAUAGUCAACUCCAGGAAACAGUCAAACAAAUGUGGAACGUCCACCAAUAGUCAACUCCAGGAAACAGUCAAACAAAUGUGGAACAUCCACCAACAGUCAACUCCAGGAAACAGUCAAACAAAUGUGGAACAUCCACCAACAGUCAACUCCAGGAAACAGUCAAACAAAUGUGGAACAUCCACCAAUAGUCAACUCCAGGAAAACAGUCAAACAAAUGUGGAACAUCCACCAACAGUCAACUCCAGGAAACAGUCAAACAAAUGUGGAACAUCCACCAACAGUCAACUCCAGGAAAACAGUCAAACAAAUGUGGAACAUCCACCAACAGUCAACUCCAGGGAACAGUCAAACAAAUGUGGAACAUCCACCAACAGUCAACUCCAGGAAAACAGUCAAACAAAUGUGGAACAUCCACCAAUAGUCAACUCCAGGAAAACAGUCAAACAAAUGUGGAACAUCCACCAACAGUCAACUCCAGGAAAACAGUCAAACAAAUGUGGAACAUCCACCAACAGUCAACUCCAGGAAAACAGUCAAACAAAUGUGGAACAUCCACCAACAGUCAACUCCAGGGAACAGUCAAACAAAUGUGGUACAUCCACCAACAGUCAUCUCCAGGAAAACAGUCAAACAAAUGUGGAACAUCCACCAAUAGUCAACUCCAGGAAACAGUAA
This is a messenger RNA of Ylistrum balloti, 1038 nucleotides long. RefSeq lists its product as uncharacterized. NCBI's taxonomy places the organism in Eukaryota, Metazoa, Mollusca, Bivalvia, Pectinida, Pectinidae. The transcript is spliced from 2 exons. The coding region runs from base 1 to 1038 and encodes 345 amino acids. The record is from RefSeq and is a predicted model, not a curated record.